AAAGGGAAAAUUCAAUAUCAUAAUCAGAUGCUAUGUAUUGAGGUUAAGCACAGAUUUAUUCAAUAGCUAAAGGAUAUUGACGUGAAAAAUGGUAGUGUUGUAGAUGUGAUCUAUUUAUAAAUCGUACAUUGCACAUGGUUGUUUAUUUCUGUCAAAACAAUCAUGUUGAAUUUUAAGCUUAUAGCAUGGGUUGCUAUCUGAUCGAAGCUAAUCGGCAGUAUGGAACUCAGUUUGACACAGUGGAAGCAUAUUGACGUUGAUUACUAUUGUACAUUUCAGCGAAAUAUUUUAUUGGAUUUUCAGACAUGAACAUGGCCAGUUAGAAGUUUAUUAGCUAAUGAUUUUCACAUGUUUCUAUACAAAAAUUUGUGUAAAAAGUGAGUUACAUUAUAAAGCGAUAGAAAUUAAACAGCUAAAAUAUUUGAAGAAUGGCAGAUCUUAUUGUAUGGAGUGUAUUGAUUACUAUAACUGUGGAUAAUUAAGAAACUAGGCAAUUAAAUGUUAAUUUUACAAAUUGGACAAGACAAAUAAUGCCGAUAAAGGAAUAACUAUGUAGCCACUGCCUAGCAAUGCUUAAAAGUGGUUGCUUUAUAUAAACAUGCUAAAGAACAUUGCUCAAUUUAUUACCAUGUAAAUUGUAUGCACAGUUAACAUUUUAUGACAUUUCGGUAUACAAUCACCGGGGACAGCAUUCAAAAACAUUGAAACCAUUUUAUAUUCCUCAUGAUUCUGAGUACAAAUUAACAGAUGAAAAGUAGAAUUUGCUUCAUAUGAUUUUAUAGGAUUUAACAUGGGAUGCACAAGCUCAUCAAUUGCAAGUGAGAAGAAGCAAUCACCUUCCCAUAGCAGUAAUAGUUCGGUAGAUUUCAAAAUGGCGGGACAAAAUCUCCUCCCAGCAUUCCCUGCAGCAAACAGUCCACAAAGACUACAGUCCACAGGCAGGGCAAAGGUUGCACUAAAACCUGGGAGGUCUCUAAUGGACUGGAUACGACUUGGACGUAGUAAUCAGGACUUGAACGGAUUCAAAGGCAGUACUAUGGAUAUAUCAGUGGAAGAAUUAACAAAACAUAACAAGCAAGAAGAUGCAUGGAUUGCUAUCAGAGGUAAAGUUUACAAUGUAACUCCAUACAUGGAGUACCACCCUGGAGGAAUUGAGGAACUGAUGAGAGGUGCUGGGCUGGAUGGUACACAGUUGUUUGAUGAGGUCCACAAAUGGGUAAAUUUUGAGUCCAUGUUGGAGAAAUGUUAUAUCGGUAAAUUAAAAGUCACUACUCCUAUACACAAAAGAGAAAGCACACCUGCUCAACCAGCUCAGAUAAAAAAUUUACAACAAAAUGGGCCUUCAUUAGCAGCACUAAAACCUCCAUCAGGACCUGUACCUCCCAGAUUUGACUGGUUUCAGAAUAAAAACUCUGUGUCACUAGUGAUAUAUACCAAGUGUAAACAUAUGAGAAGAGACUGUGUUAUAAUACGAAGAUUGGAAUUAACAUUAUUAUGUAUAUUGUAUAUAGAAGAUUAUAAUUAUUUUGUAAAUAUUGAAUUAGAAAAUAAAAUUAAAGAUAAUUAUGAUGUACGAAUACAAAAAGAGACUGGGAAAACCGAGAUUGUAUUCCCUAAAGAAACAGAAACCCAGUGGUCUUCUAUAGGCCGUUUUCUAGACCAACAUAAUACAUUCAGGAAUACCAAAGAUGUUGAAACAACAUAUCAUAGCUGUAAUAUAGAAUCUGUUUCGGAAGUGUCACAUAACUGUAAAUUAUUGUGUAUCCAUCUACCUCCAGAGUUAUCUAUGUGUGUACCUCUAGGUCAUCAUGUACAUGUACAACAUAAUAUAUCAGGAAUGACAAUAGCUCGUAGUUAUACAGCUGUGAUAAAGUCAUUACUACCAGACAAACAAGACGACAGACUGGGUUCUGUUAUAUACCUAAUGAUUAAAAUAUAUAAAGAUGGUGCAUUGACUCCUUGGAUUGGUAGUUUGGCUCCAGGAGAUACAAUAGAUAUAAGUUACCCAGAGGGUACUUUCAAGGAAGAGAGUCUAAGAGAUGUAACAGAUUUAGUAAUGUAUGCUGCUGGUACCGGCUUCACUCCUAUGAUCAGACUUAUAUACCAUUGCUUACAUGUUGAUCAGAAACCGUCAAGAAAUAUUAAACUUAUGUUUUUCAACAAAACAGAAAAAGACAUUUUAUGGAAAGACCAAUUAGAUUCCUUAAUGCAAGAUUUUAAAAAUUUUACUGUUGAGUAUGUUUUAUCAGAAGCAAAUGAUAAUUGGCAAGGUCAGAAAGGUCGUGUUACUAAGGAAAUAAUGGAAACCUUCACACCUGCAUCAACUAAAGACAGCUCAAACUUGCUCAUCUGUGCCUGUGGACCAACUGCAUUCACAGAAAUAGUCUCUCAAUAUUCAAAAGAAUUGGGAUAUAAAGAUGACAGCUUUCAUGCUUUUCUUGGUUGAAAGCCCAGCAGACGGACGAGACAACAUUUGUGUACAGUGUAGUGAUGAUAUUUAUGGCAUCCAUAAAUGCAGAAAUAACUGAAAACAUAAAAAAGUAUUAACAUUUAAAAACCUUAAAAUAAAAUACCGGUACUAUGUACAAGCUGUGAUUAACAAAACCACAAAACUUACAUUAUAAUUAUGUUAUUCCCUAUUUUCAGGGAAAAAUUACUGACAGCAGGGGAGAUAAAUUUGUACAAAAUUAUUUCUAACUGUGAUCUUUACGUUUUUAUUUAUUUGUUAUUUAUUCUGUUUU
This is a messenger RNA of Mytilus trossulus (common blue mussel), 2741 nucleotides long. Its product is annotated as cytochrome b5 reductase 4-like. Gene Ontology annotation, molecular function: heme binding; oxidoreductase activity. The record is from RefSeq and is a predicted model, not a curated record. Bases 791 to 2446 code for a protein of 551 amino acids. NCBI's taxonomy places the organism in Eukaryota, Metazoa, Mollusca, Bivalvia, Mytilida, Mytilidae. The transcript is spliced from 15 exons.